AUGCCGGAUUGUUUUUAUCUGUUGCUUGUGCUCCAUGUUACUGAAGGCUGUACUCUGACCAACAAUGAAGAACUAUUACAUUUCACAGCACCUACAGGAGGGUCAGUACUGCUGCCCUGCUCCUGUGCUGAGCUACGUGCCAAACCUGAAACAUUAACCUGGAAGAAAUACAAUCAAAACAGUAAGAAGUGGGACAGCAUGCCCAUUAAAAGUGAUCAGUACACAAACAGAGUUCAGCUGGUUAAUGGUCACUCUCCAGGAAAUCUCUCUCUACUCAUAUCACACCUGACUGAAGAGGAUGGAGGGGAUUACAUGUGUGAUGCUAUGAAAAGUGGACUCACAUACAUCAAAUUCACUGUUAAAGGCUGCACUCUGACAAACUAUCAAAAAACAUUAGAAAUCACAGCACAUACAGGAGGGUCAGUACUGCUGCCCUGCUCCUGCACUGAGCUACAUCUCAAACCUGAGACAUUCACCUGGAAGAAAAACAUCAAUAAUAUUUAUCAGAGAAUACACAUUAAAAGUGAUCAGUACAGAAACAGAGUUCAGCUGGUUAAUGAUGACUAUCCAGGAAAUCUCUCUCUACUCAUAUCACACCUGACUGAAGAGGGUGGAGGAGAUUACAGGUGUGAUGCUAUGAAAAGUGGAUCCACAAACAUCAGACUCACUGUUGGAGAACCUCCACAGUCUCUGCCCUUCAUCCCCUUCGCCUUGGUGACUGUGAUCUUCCUCCACAUUAUAGUAGCUGUGGUUUAUCACACCAAGAAAAACAAAGAUACAAACUACACAAUCAAGCAGCUGUAG
Messenger RNA from Colossoma macropomum (tambaqui), 804 nucleotides. RefSeq names its product junctional adhesion molecule-like. Bases 1 to 804 code for a protein of 267 amino acids. NCBI's taxonomy places the organism in Eukaryota, Metazoa, Chordata, Actinopteri, Characiformes, Serrasalmidae. The transcript is spliced from 4 exons. Gene Ontology annotation, biological process: cellular response to lipopolysaccharide; cell surface receptor signaling pathway; negative regulation of T cell proliferation. The record is from RefSeq and is a predicted model, not a curated record. Gene Ontology annotation, cellular component: external side of plasma membrane.